CCCAGUGCCCCGAGGCGGGCUCCUGUUGCUUUCGGAUCGUUCGGUACGUGACGGCUUCUCCGAGCGGCGCCUCCCGCCCCCGGCACAGAGUCACACACGCGGGGGGGAAGAGGAGGCGCCCCCCGAGCGCCGGCCCCUCAUGCACCGCGCCGACCUGCAGCUGCGCCCCGCAGGCAGGAGGGGGCCCCUCUCUCGGGCCCCAGGAGCAGCGCGUGUCGCAACUCCCCCUCCCCAGCCGGGGCAGCCUCCUCUGGGGAAGAGAGCAGCAGGCGGGCGGCCGCAGUGAGCAGCCACGGCGGGGCCCUCCGGCGCCCCCAGAGACCGGCACGGGGCUCAGGCACCAGCAGAAUUCCACUACUGUGCAAUGAAAGGAAUCUUCAUUCCUGGGAAUUGAAACUGGUGGAUUAUUCCUGGCUUCCUUGAUGAUUAUAAAAUGGAGCCCCUAUCAUUCAAAGUUAAAAAACUUCAAGCACCCACUGAUAUCUCAGUGGAUUUUAGUCUCCAGCUUGUUGGUUCUCUGCCAGUGCAUUCUCUAAUCACCAUGCCAAUGCUGCCUUGGAUUGUGGCAGAGAUUCGGCGGCUCAGUAUGCAGUCUUCCAUGGAAGAACCUAGCACCAGCCAAAUCCGGCUUUAUGUUUCACCAGUAAGCCUGCGAUGUGAACCAGACACAGGAAAGAGCCAACAGUGGGAUCCUUUGAUUUGUUCCAGCCUGUUUGAGUAUAAGCCACAGCAUGUCCUCAAACUGAUUCACAAUAGCCACGAUCCAAGUUACUUUGCUUGUCUGAUAAAGGAUGGAGCAGUAAAUCAGCAAAGUAUCUGUUAUGUAUUCAGAGCUGCUGAUCCAACAAAAGUACCUGAGAUUAUUGGCUCCAUUCGACAGGCUGGAAAAAUUGCUCGCCAAGAAGAGUUCCAGAAUAAUCCAUCUGAAGUUGAAGACCCUUUUUCCAAAAAGUUUGAGGUGUUGUUCUGUGGACGAGUGACAGUAGCACACAAAAAUGCGCCCCCAGCAUUAAUAGAUGAAUGUAUAGAAAAAUUUAACCAUGUUAGUUGUACCAAAAAAUUGGAAUUUAAUUCAUUGUCCCAACAACGUGAAACUGCCAAUAAUUCUGGAGGAUUAUCAUUCAGUGAUAAAUUGCGAUCUGUUUUCCAACCCUUGGUCGGUGAAGAAGAAGAGAAAAGACCAAUUAGGAAAUCUUAUUCUCAGCCUGGGCUGCGUUCCUUUUCUUUUAAAAGGGACUUGCAAGAUGGGAGUUGCAGGAGUAACAGUUUUGCCAGCUCUUUUGAUGAAACUGAGACUUCGCUGAACCUAAAACGUCAACUUGGCUAUGGACACAACGUUGUGCAGCCAACAGAUAUUGCAGGAAACCGGACUAUGUUGUUCACGAUUGGGCAGUCUGCAGUUUAUCUCAUCAGUCCUGACACGAAAAAAGUAGCACUUGAGAAAAGUUUCAAGGAAAUAUCCUUUUGCUCUCAGGGUAUUAGACAUGUGGAUCACUUUGGAUUCAUCUGUAGAGAGUCUUCAGGAAACGGUGGCUGCUACUUUGUCUGCUACGUGUUUCAGUGCACAGAUGAAGCCCUGGUUGAUGAAAUCAUGAUGACUUUGAAACAGGCUUUCACUGUAGCUGCUGUGCAACAAACCUCCAAAGCUCAGCUCCAACUUUGCGAAGGAUGCCCUAUGCAAUUCCUGCAUAAACUCUGUGAAAAGAUUGAAGGACUACAUCCUUCUAAAACUAAACUAGAACUCCAGAAGCAUCUCACAACACUAAAUAACCAGGAGCAGGCUGCUCUUUUUGAGCAGGUUCAGAAAUUAAGACCAAGAAAUGAUCAGAAAGAGAAUGAGUUGAUUAUCGCUAUUCUAAGAAACAUGUAUGAAGAAAAACAGAAGGAUCAUGUUCACAUUGGGGAAGCAAAGCAGGCUUCACAGCCUUGUGGAGAGACUACUGGAAAUGAGAUGCCAAGCAGUGCUUCCAGGUUCAGACUAGAUAUGUUGAAGAGCAAAGCUAAACGGUCACUAACAGAAUCAUUAGAAAGUAUCUUGUCACGGGGUAGUAAAGCCAGAGGUUCACUAGAAAGUUCUGGAAGUGUGGAUUUGGACAGCUCCAGUACAUUAGGCAGCACAAGUAAAGAACCAUCUUUGUGUGAAAAAGAAGGCCCACUUCCAGAGACUCCUGCCAAGACCAAUGGAUCUGUGGGAGAUGUCUCCAGUGACCCAGUUAGUCACCCCAUCGAGCAGCCUGAUAAAUUACCUCAGCAAGGCUUUCGCCGGCGAGCAAACACAUUGAGUCACUUGCCUAUCGAAUACCAGGAAUCUUUGGAACCAGUUGAAACAUCACCAUCUGUUCCACAAAGGAAACUUAUGAGGUAUCAUUCAGUGAGCACAGAGACUCCUCACAGGCGAAAUUUGAGCACAUCUGUUGGCGAGUCUGAAAGCUGUUCUGGUCAAUCUUCAGCUCCCUCUCCUCUAGCUCGUCUUAAUCCCUCGGCCUCUUCACCCACUUUUUUAAAAUAUCUAAAGCAUAAUUCAAGCAGAGAACAAUGUGGGCAUGUUGCACAAAAGAGCAUCUCCUACCGUAUUGCCCUACGGAAAAAGCUUCAUUCUUCCUCCUCUGUGCCAAAUUUCUUAAAAUUUCUGGCUCCUGUAGAUGAAAAUAACACCUCUGACUUUAGGAGCGCAAAAAGUGACUAUGAGUCUAAACAAAGCCAGCUGGAUGUUGGCAAUGACACCCCUGUAAGGACUCGCCGGCAUUCAUGGAGACAACAGAUAUUCCUUCGAGUGGCAACUCCACAGAAAGGAUGUGAUUCUCCCAGCCGACAUGAUGAUUACUCUGAAUUGGGAGAUCUUCCACCCAGGUCCCCGUUAGAACCAGUUUGUGAAGAUGGCCCCUUUGGGCCAGUGAAAGAAGACAGGAAACGGACAACUCGGGAGCUUCGAGAACUGUGGCAGAAAGCCAUUCUUCAACAGAUACUGCUCCUCAGAAUGGAAAAAGAAAAUCAAAAGUUGCAAGCUUCUGAAAACAAUUUGCUGAACAGGCGUCUGAAACUUGAUUAUGAAGAAAUCACUCCGUGCUUGAAAGAUGUAACUUUGGUUUGGGAAAAAAUGCUGAGUACACCAGGAAGGUCAAAGACAAAAAUUGACAUGGAAACAAUACAUUCUGCUGUUGGGCGAGGAGUACCACGUCAUCACAGGGGCGAGAUCUGGAAGUUUUUAGCAGAACAAUACCAUCUUAAACAUCAGUUUCCAAGUAAGCAGCAGCCAAAGGACACUCCCUACAAAGAACUCUUAAAACAAUUAACUUCCCAGCAACAUGCAAUACUUAUCGACCUUGGACGCACCUUUCCAACACAUCCUUAUUUCUCAGCACAACUGGGAGCUGGGCAGCUGUCACUCUACAAUAUUUUGAAGGCCUAUUCUCUUCUGGACCCGGAAGUAGGGUAUUGCCAGGGCCUUAGUUUUGUAGCAGGAGUUCUGCUGCUUCAUAUGACUGAAGAAGAUGCUUUUAAGAUGUUGAAGUUUCUUAUGUUUGACAUGGGCCUAAGGAAACAGUAUCGUCCCGACAUGACUAUUUUACAGAUCCAGAUGUAUCAACUUUCCAGACUUCUUCACGAUUACCAUAGAGAUCUCUACAAUCACUUGGAGGAGCAUGAGAUUGGCCCUAGUCUCUAUGCUGCUCCCUGGUUUCUGACCAUGUUUGCCUCUCAGUUUCCCCUGGGAUUUGUUGCCAGAGUGUUCGAUAUGCUCUUUCUUCAGGGAUCAGAGGUUAUAUUUAAAGUGGCUUUAAGCCUGUUGGGAAGUCACAAACCCUUGAUUCUGCAACAUGAGAACUUAGAAACCAUAGUGGAUUUUAUUAAAAACACUCUCCCAAACCUGGGCUUGGUACAGAUGGAAAAGACCAUUAAUCAAGUGUUUGAAAUGGAUAUCGCCAAGCAGUUGCAAGCUUACGAAGUUGAAUAUCACGUGCUUCAGGAUGAGUUGAUAGAUUCGUCUCUCAAUGACAAUCAGAGAAUGGAUAAGUUGGAAAAGGCAAACACUAGUUUGAGAAAACAGAACUUUGAUCUACUGGAGGAGUUGCAGGUGGCAAAUGGAAAGAUCCAAAACCUAGAAGCUACAGUAGAAUUUUUACUGAACAACGAGAGCAAAUUGAAGCAAUCCAUUCUCACUUUAGAGCUGGAGAGGAAAGCUUUGCUGCAGACAGUGGAAGAUCUACGCACGCAGACAGGCAGCCCAGGUGGAAAACAUCUACUUACUAGGCAAGAGUGCAUGGAUGCCAACUGACAGCUGCAAUUGUAAUGGAGCAGACAAGUUCCACAAAGAGAAAGGGAAGAACUGUUUUUUACUGUCAUCAUUGGGAUUUGACACUGUCUUCUUAGCAUUGUCCAUGCCUUACUGUAGCCGAGUGAGGGAAUGGGAGUGUCUGCAAAAAUAUGAGAAGCACGUUUCUCAGGGAGGAGACUCUUGCUUGUUAACUUAUAGAAUUCUUGUAAACUAUAAAAUAUGCAGUAUAAUGAUGGGCAGGAAUAAAUAACUAAAUAACAUAUGUACACUCCAGAUACAAUGUACUGUAAAUAUCUGCGGUCAUGGACUCUUCCAUAAGUGCUUCUAAACCUAAGUGCUUCAUAUUGGUUACGUGUGCUCCUUUUUCUAUUAGAAAACUCCACGUUUAAUAGGUGUUCUGUAAAAGGCUGGAGAAUUACAUCAGUGAAGUUUUUGAACUGACUCCGUCUUUUUGGGACUACAAAGUAUUAGCAUUCAUGGAUAGAUUUGUGAUCAUACUCGAUAGAUUCUGAGUGUAAUUCUCCUGUGGCUUGGCUGGGUUCCACUAAUCAUGUUGUUAAGGCCUCUGAUAACUGCUUUGUGUGCUUAAAGGUGUUAACUUAGUGGACCCUGGAGAGCUGGACUUGGUUGUACGUAACUAUAAUUGUGAAGCAUUUUGCCAUCAGUCUUUAUAAAACAUACUGUUUUAAUA
Malaclemys terrapin pileata is the source of this 4964-nucleotide messenger RNA. RefSeq names its product TBC1 domain family member 1 (gene TBC1D1). The record is from RefSeq and is a predicted model, not a curated record. The transcript is spliced from 22 exons. Lineage: Eukaryota; Metazoa; Chordata; Testudines; Emydidae. Bases 434 to 4273 code for a protein of 1279 amino acids.